AUGGCCGCUCUCACAACUUCCCACAGUCUCAACAAAGAAGGCACAGACGACAAGGCAGGACCGACAGUGUAUAUCAACCACCAAGAAAUUCGCACAAAUGACCUUGACGGCCUCAAACAUGUCAACGACCAAAAAGCCGCUGGCUAUGUGGACCCGACGAUCAUCAUAUCCGAUGCUGAGAACAUCAGAUUGACACCAAAGAUUCAUCGAAGGAUUCUUCCCAUAUUGUGUAUCGGCUAUCUCUGCCAGGCUUUCGACAAAACCACGUUGACCUCGGCUUCGAUUAUGGGAUGGAUCGAAGACGUAGGGGACAAGGGACAAGACUUUAGCCUUACCACAACUCUGCUCUGGAUCGGUAUCAUCGCCGGGGAACCCUUUGUGAGCGAUCUCCUGCUAUCUAUCAGAUACAUGCUGACACGCAACGUCUACAAAGCUGAUCGGAUCGGAUUGGGGUUCUCGUUCAACGUCCGUGCGGUAUUUGGACUUCGAUUCUUGCUGGGAUUCACGGAAUCCGUUGUUAGCCCUUGCAUGUUAGCUCUCAUGGUGCAAUGGUAUCGAGUUGAGGAACAACCUUUCGUCACCAGUAUCUGGCAAGCUAUGGUGGGCAUUGCAACGACCAUCAGUGCUCUUAUCUCUUAUAUCAUCAGUAUGGCUUUUACCAUAUUCGGGACCACAAGUUCCGUGGCUGGCAAUGGCUUCACGUCGCAACAGCUCUCGUCAGCUUUACCUGCGCUGCUAUCAUCUUUGCGCUACUGCCCGAUUCCCCUACCAAAGCUCGUUGGGCCACUGAAGAGGAAAAGGUUCACUUUGUCGAACAGCCAGGGUCUGAAACAGAAACAUUGGAACACUGCUCAAGCUCGCGAAGCUUUCACCGACCCUUUCACCUUGUGUCUCUUUGCUCUGUGCGUCUUUAAUACCUUAGCUGUCAGGGGUAUCAGCACCUUUUCUGGUCUUCUCGUCACCAAGGCCUUUGGGUUUUCAAACCUGGAGGCCCAGUUGUUGAGUAUCCCAAUCGGCGCUAUGAGUAUGAUAACUUUCUUGACUCUGGGAUUCUGCAUUAGAAAGACCAACCAGACGCGCUACACCAUGAUUGGGUUCACCAUCCCCAACAUCAUCGGUACCAUAGUUUUACUCAUUGUCGAGCCGAGUAACAAGACGAAGGGUGGUUUGGUGGUUGCUUUUCACAUAAUGCAAUUCUUCGGAGCUUGCUACCCCGCUACCUUGAUGCUCUUCGCAAGGAACUCUGCAGGUCAGACAAAGAAAAGCAUAAUCUAUGCUGUCACAUUCAUAGGCUGGGCUGGAGGGAACGCGGUCUCUACCCAGAUCUUUCAGUCGGGAUGGGCUCCUCGCUACUCAACUCGCUCCACCCGCACGAUACUGGCUCGCCGAAACAAGAAGAAACGUCAGGGUAUUGAAUCUCGCAGGGCGGCAGAGGGAGAGUAUUACCUGGAGAAUGCGCGAGCCUUUGAGGACCUCACCGAUAAACAGAAUAAUCCCGACUUCAUCUACAGCCUUUGA
Cryptococcus wingfieldii CBS 7118 is the source of this 1518-nucleotide messenger RNA. RefSeq lists its product as hypothetical. Gene Ontology annotation, biological process: transmembrane transport. Bases 1 to 1518 code for a protein of 505 amino acids. The record is from RefSeq and is a predicted model, not a curated record. Gene Ontology annotation, cellular component: membrane. The transcript has 12 exons. Gene Ontology annotation, molecular function: transmembrane transporter activity. Lineage: Eukaryota; Fungi; Basidiomycota; Tremellomycetes; Tremellales; Cryptococcaceae.